Messenger RNA from Debaryomyces tyrocola, 123 nucleotides. Lineage: Eukaryota; Fungi; Ascomycota; Pichiomycetes; Serinales; Debaryomycetaceae. The record is from the annotation of a GenBank genome assembly.
AUGACUCAGGUGCUUUUUGAUGAAGUAAAGAAUGUGCUAAGUGGAGAUAUCGUGAUUUUGGUCCCAUCAAAAGACCUUACAAUUCCCAGUUCCCCAGAGAAUGUUAACACCUUCAUAUGUUAG